AUGGCGCGGCGGCUGUUACGCUUGGCUCAUGUGUAUAACUCGGGACGUCAAUCAAACCUCUUCCGCCGCGUUUCCCGCGGAACCCCCGCCGUCAUCAUCAUGGGGUCGAUGCGCGCCUCUCCUGCCGGCCUCCUUCUCCUCGCCCUUGCCCUAAUCUGUGCAGUUCAGAUGAUGAAGCCAGUGUAUGGCGACGACACGGUGAACCGCAUGGCACACCGCAUGGCACACCGGAGCAUGCUCUCUGCCGCGCAUUCUGAUGGCGCAGUGCCAAAAAGUCUCGACAAGGAAAGCCCCUACACGGGCAGCCCCAACACGGGCAGCCCCAACACGGGCAGCCCCAACACGGGCAGCCCCAACACGGGCAGCCCCACCAAGGGCAGCCCCAACACGGGCAGCCCCAACACGGGCAGCCCCAACACGGGCAGCCCCAGCAAGGGCAAUCCCAGCAAGGGAAGCCCCAGCACGGAUAUUCCCAACACGGGCAGCCCUAGCAAGGGCAAUCCCAGCAAGGGAAGCCCCAGCACGGAUAUUCCCAACACGGGCAGCCCCAACAAGGGAAGCCCCGGCAAGGGAAGCCCCGGCACGGAUAUUCCCAACACGGGCAGCCCCAACAAGGGAAGCCCCGGCAAGGGAAGCCCCGGCACGGAUAUUCCCAACACGGGCAGCCCCAGCGAGGCUUCCAGCACGCAGGUUGCGACGGAGGUGGCGGUGGGAGGGCUGCGGCUGACCUUCAGCAAGCAGCGCUGCGUGAGCGUGCCCAAGAAGGCGAGGCGGAGCAGCGUGACCGUGUGGUGGCACGGCCGUGGGGGCACGAGCAACGGGGGCUACGGCUACGGGUAUUCAAGCCGUGUGGAUCCGGGCAGUGCGGCGGGCAGCGUGGCGGGGAGUGCCUGGUGCGCGCAGGUCAAGUUCUUUAGGAAGGGCGGCUGCCAGGGCGAGGAGGUGGAUAGUGUUGUCAACCCGGGCGCUGCUCCUGCAGCCAAGUGA
Closterium sp. Yama58-4 is the source of this 987-nucleotide messenger RNA. The record is from the annotation of a GenBank genome assembly. NCBI's taxonomy places the organism in Eukaryota, Viridiplantae, Streptophyta, Zygnematophyceae, Desmidiales, Closteriaceae.